This is a messenger RNA of Aspergillus bombycis, 447 nucleotides long. RefSeq names its product 40S ribosomal protein eS19. Bases 1 to 447 code for a protein of 148 amino acids. Gene Ontology annotation, cellular component: ribosome; cytosolic small ribosomal subunit. NCBI's taxonomy places the organism in Eukaryota, Fungi, Ascomycota, Eurotiomycetes, Eurotiales, Aspergillaceae. The transcript is spliced from 4 exons. Gene Ontology annotation, molecular function: RNA binding; structural constituent of ribosome. Gene Ontology annotation, biological process: translation; ribosomal small subunit assembly. The record is from RefSeq and is a predicted model, not a curated record.
AUGGGUGGUGUCACCGUUCGCGAUGUGGACGCGCAGAAGUUCAUCUCUGCUUACUCUGCGUUCUUGAAGCGUCAGGGAAAGCUCCCCAUCCCUGGAUGGGUUGACACUGUCAAGACCUCUUGCUCCAACGAGCUCCCUCCCCAGAACGCUGACUGGUACUACGUCCGUGCCGCUGCCGUCGCUCGUCACAUCUACCUCCGCAAGACCGUUGGUGUUGGCCGCCUCCGCAAGGUCCACGGCUCCGUCAAGAACCGUGGCUCCCGCCCCAACCACCACGUCGAUGCCUCCGGCUCCGUCGACCGCAAGGUCAUCCAGUCCCUCGAGAAGAUCGGUGUCCUCGAGUUCGACGAGGACAAGGGUGGCCGUCGCAUUACCCAGUCCGGCCAGCGUGAUCUUGACCGUAUCGCCAAGACCACCGUUGACGAGGAAGAGGAGGACGACGAGUAA